Emiliania huxleyi CCMP1516 is the source of this 393-nucleotide messenger RNA. RefSeq lists its product as hypothetical. NCBI's taxonomy places the organism in Eukaryota, Haptophyta, Isochrysidales, Noelaerhabdaceae. The record is from RefSeq and is a predicted model, not a curated record. The transcript is spliced from 2 exons. Gene Ontology annotation, biological process: 2-oxoglutarate metabolic process. Bases 1 to 393 code for a protein of 130 amino acids.
AUGGCUGUGCAAAAGUUCCCUGUGCCGGAGAUGGGCGACUCGAUCAGCGAGGGCACCGUGCUCGAGCUGAGCAAACAGGUCGGUGACUAUGUUGCUUUGGAGGAGGUCCUUGUGGUGGUGGAGACGGACAAGGUGACGGUGGACGUGCGGUCCCCGGCGGCUGGCACGAUCACGAAAUGGUUCGCCAACCCCGACGACACCAUCGAGGGUGGACCUGCGGCCGCUGCCGCGCCCGCCGGUGCGCCGAAAAUGGGCGCUCCUCCUGUCGGAGUGAGCGUCGACGAGCUCCCGGCGCGCUUCCGGCGGGCGCCGAUGAGCGAAGAUGAGAUGGAGGCAGUCAUGUCGGGGGGGGCUUCGGUCUCCGACUGGGCGUGGGUCAAGAUCCGCUGGUGA